Pantherophis guttatus is the source of this 5060-nucleotide messenger RNA. RefSeq names its product cathepsin D. The record is from RefSeq and is a predicted model, not a curated record. Gene Ontology annotation, molecular function: aspartic-type endopeptidase activity. Gene Ontology annotation, biological process: proteolysis. Gene Ontology annotation, cellular component: lysosome. Lineage: Eukaryota; Metazoa; Chordata; Lepidosauria; Squamata; Colubridae.
UGAGAAUCACUGAUAUACUGAAUAACCAGUAGUUGGUAGUAAAAGCACACCCUGCCUUAACAAAGAUUUUAGAAAUUGGGAUGUCUCAAACACUUGAAAAGAAAUGAAAUUAAACAGGUUAGAAGAGAAAAACUUUAGACAAAACUUGAGAGAACUCUUUGGUUCUUUAAAAGAAUAAGGGAGGGUUAAACUGAAUUUUAGGCUUGCAGUUGGCCAGAAAACAAAUUGCUGGAUUAGGAUGCUAAUAGCCCCAACUGAGAGUCCCCUCUUAAUUGAAAAUCCCUCUAGCACGUGUCCAGUUUCAAGAUAAAACAAUGACCUUGAAAUUACCCAUCCAUAUUAAGCAGCUGAGUAGCUAAGCAGAAACAUAUGGUUCCAAACUCAACUGAGACCGAUUACAUUUUUACUUAAAUUAUUGUACAAGCCAAUUUGGAAGUCCAAAUUUAAACAAGUAUACAUUUUGUCCUCUUUCAGUUUAGUCCUUCAUCUUUUUUAAUGAUAGGUAAGAGUUUUCCUUAGGUUUAAUGUAGAUUUCUCCCACUUUUGAUAGAGGUAUGCAAUUUCAGAUUCCAUUGGGUUAGAAUUCUGGGAGUUGAAGUCCAUACAGUUUAAAAUUGCCAAGGAUAAGAAAGACUACAGUAGCAUGACAAAAUAAAUAAGAGUUGAUCUUGACUCAAAAGAGGUGUUGCAACUUUUAAUAGCAUGUAAAUAAAUGUGAACUUUAUAUUAUGUUGCUACUGUAAGGUACCUUUAGAGCAGGGGUGUCGAACUCAAUGCCUGUAGGCCGGAUCUAGCCAUAGGGUGCUUAGAUCUGGCCUGUGGGGCCGCUCUGGAAACAUUGAAGGACUGGCCCGUGGUACCUCUGUCAGCGAAAAUGGAACUUGGAGCUGGCGCCUGCAGUCCUCCCAGGUUCCAUUUUAUGACGACCUCCUGCAGCCCUCUACCAGCAAAAAUGGAGCAUCCCUCCCACCCAAGCUCCGUUUUCACUGGCAGAGGGCUAGCAAAACAAACUAAAAGCAAAACAAAAAGAGAAAUGUUUCCCUUUUUGCAUUUGAGCAUCGAAGAAGAGACAGGAAAGGAGGAAUGGAAAGAAGAAAGACAAAGACAAAGAAGGGAAGAUAGGAAGAGAGCAAGGAAGGAAAAAGAAGGAAAGAGGGGAAGGAAGAAGAAAAGAGAAGGAAGGAAGGAAGGAAGGAAGGAAGGAAGGAAGGAAGGAAGGAAGGAAAGAAAGUCCUGUCUUAGCACUUGGCCACCAGCAGCCCUGCUGCCCUUUCACCAUCCCCUUGUCUCCUCCUCCUGACCUCUCCUGGUGGUCUCCCAUCCUAUCGCUGAGGAUGCUUUGGUUACAAAGCCAGGUCUACUUGUAUUGAGAGGGAGUGGGCUUCCCUCUGACCCACAUACUUUGCCCUCCCGCAAACACCAUGAGCAACUUGGCCAAGGAGAAUGAGAACAGCAGGAGCAGCAUCGAGGAGGAGGAUCCCUCUGCAGAAAUUUCCAUCUGUCCGAAACCGGUUUGGCCAAUCAGGGCUUCCCAUCGCUGAAGUAUUAAGGCGAGGUGGACUAAGAACUGGAAAACCACCAGCUACAACUUCUGUCACUCGUCUCCACAACUACAUGGACGCCCAAUACUAUGGGCAAAUCUGUCUUGGAACCCCCAAACAAUGCUUCAACGUCGUCUUUGAUACUGGCUCAUCCAACCUGUGGGUGCCUUCUUCCAAAUGUUGCCUGAUACAUUUGGCAUGCUGGGUACACAAACAUUACCGUUCCCUGUUUUCCUGCACCCACAAGGCCGAUAAAAGCAAAUUCGAAAUUCACUAUGGAAGCGGUAGCCUUAAAGGAUUCUUAAGCCGGGAUGUCCUCAGGAUUGGCAACGUCACCGUUAAGAAUCAGACCUUUGCGGAGGCUACCGAUUUGCCAGGCUUGGUUUUUGUGGCUGCCAAAUUUGACGGUAUCAUGGGAUUGGGUUAUCCUUCCAUCUCAGUAAACAACAUCACCCCACCCUUUGAUAACAUGAUGAAGGCAAAACUUCUGAAAAACAAUGUCUUCUCAUUCCAUCUUUGCAACACCAACAAGACCUCACAACAAGACAAUGGAGGUGAAGUUAUUUUCGGAGGCAUCAACCACAAUGCCUAUGUGGGAAAGCUUCACUACAUCCCAGUGUCACGCAAAGCCUACUGGCAGAUCAAGAUGGACAAGAUAACCAUAGAGAAACAACGCAAGGAGAAUAAUACAUGUUGGCCAUGGAACCUGUUUGAAACUACCAAUUCAUCCAUUCUCUGCAAGGACAGUUGCCAAGGCAUUGUGGACACCGGGACCUCUCUCAUUACGGGGCCAAGCGCGGACAUAAAGGCUCUGCAUGAAGCUAUUGGUGCUCAGCAUGCUUUUGGUGGACAGUACAUAAUAGAUUGCCAGAAAAUACCUGAGAUGCCCAGUAUCACUUUUCAUCUGGAUGGCAGACCCUACACCCUGACCCCCAAAGAAUAUACUCUUCAGGUGAGACAGGCACAGGUGACUGCUUGCAUCAGUGGAUUCAUGAUCCUCGACAUCCCAAAGCCCACAGGACCACUCUGGAUUCUGGGAGAUGUUUUCCUCCGACGAUACUACUCAGUCUUUGACCGAGAUCAUGACCGAGUUGGCUUAGCUGUUUCUAAACAAACUUCAUGUGGUUCUGAUGGAAAAGAUUAAACAUCACAGCUGCAGCAGAAAAUUCCACUGCCCUCAGAGUGGUCAGAAAGUAGUAGCUAUCAUUUGUUUCAUGGCCUUGAGAAGCUCUGCAAGGAUUUAUUUUCUUACCAGUAUAUGCAUGGUGUCUGCAUUCACCAUACUUCAUGGAAUAAUUCCAUUUUUAAAACACAAGAACAGGUUUCCAGACAUGAUGAUGAUGGUGAUGAACCAUUAUGUUUCCAAACUCCAACCUGGAAUUUCUCCUAAUAGUUCCUAAUAUAUUGCUGAGUCCAGAAAUUAGCUGCCACUGACUUCACUUGUCUUCUUCUCUUCCACUUUUUCUUCCUGACCCUCUGCUUUUUGUUUCAUGCAUAACCUGAUGCUACACGUGCCAAUUCAGAAGUAAUUCUGUAGAAUCUUACUCCAAAGUAAGAGAUAAUAGGAUUUCAUCCUAUGGAGUCUUUCUCCCUAUACUAAAUAUCAGAGAAUUCAGGCAUAACAAAGAAAGAAAAGGGGAGGGGGUUAGAAAAGAGGGAGAUAAGAAGCCAGAUUUCUGGAUAACAGCCCUAAUGUCAAAAAAGCCAGAUAACUCACAGCUGUGUAUGCUACAGAUAGUCCUCAACUUACAACCAUAAUUGAGCACAAAAGUUUGGUUGCUAAGAAAAACAUUUGUUAAGUGAAUCUGGCUUUCCCAUUGACCUUGCUUGUCAGGUCGCAAAAGAUGGUCACAUGAUCCCAACACACUGCAACCGUCAUAAAUAUGAACCAAUUGCCAAGCAUCCAAAUUUUGAUCAUGUGUCCAUGGAGAUGCUGCAAUGAUUGUAAGUGUGAAAAAAUGGUCAUUAGUCACUCUUCGAAGUUGUAACUUUGAAUAGUCAUUAAAAGUACUGUUGUAAGUCGAGGACUCACCUGUAUAAGUACUCUUGCCUUGGGCAGGGGUUUAAACUAGAAGAUCUCCAAGGUCCCUUCCAGCCUUAUAAUUUUAUGUAUUUGAAAUCCUCUGAGCUUACAAGUUUAGAGAUUUUGCAUAUGGGACGGGUGGUAUUUGUUUCAGUCCUAACCCUUUAAGAAAAAUCUCUGCAGCAGAGCAGGAAAAGUCCUUUUUCCCCUGAGAAAAGUCAGUAAUGAAAUAGAUUGUUCAUUAGGCAGCUGUGUUCAUUUAGCUGGGAGCAUAGCUCAGUGGAAGAGUUAUGACCUUGGUAUGCAAAAGCUUCCUGGUACAACCUCCUACAUAAUAUCUUCAGAGAGGGUUGGAAGAUUCAGGCCUGAACCUCAGAGAACUUCUCCCACUCUGCUGCUGAGCAGCAAACCCAACGUUUGAUGGCAGCUUCCUAACAUGUACAAAUAAUAUUGUCAUGUCAACUUUCUUUAGCUUCCUUUCUAGUUGGUCACCGGGAUGAUAGCUAGAAACAGCCAUCCAGAAUCGCUUUUGAUACUGAGAUGGGUGGCAUAUACAUUUAAUAAAUAAAAUAAUAUAAACAAUGCUGUGAGGCAGGCUGGAAGAAUAAUGAGAGAAGAUCAGCUGAAGUCAAAAUAAUAGCCUCGUAUGCUUAUGCCUAAUAUGUCUGAUGUUUUCUCAUUGUCUUAUAGUAAAUUUCAAUUUAAUCAGCCAUCAGUUGUUAUUCCAAUGGUUUGGGGCCCUGUUGGCCAAAUGAUUAAAAGACAAAGCUCAUUUGUUUCUGAGGAAAGCUGAAUUGCAUCUUCAUAACUUUACUUACAUUUAUUUAAGUUAAAGGACUUGACAUUCUUUAAAAAAAAAAUAACAAUAAAUCAAUAACCAACUGAGCAUUUCAAGGAAAAGGCCAGAUAUUUUCACAACAGGGUCAAUUCACUUUCCUCUUUCAUAGAUUUUUGACUAUUCUGACUGACAAUCAAAGGUUUUUCUUACUUGAUGCUUUUGUGUUCAAAUGGAUAGCUUUCAGUUGGUGACCUUCCAACAAUAGGGAGUGGAUUAGGUGGCCUUUGUGUCACAUCUUACAUUCUAUUUUAGGCAUGUUUUCUACUAUUACUAUACUAAUAAUAUACUGUUCUACAUUCUUCAUUAGUUUAUGCAAACAAAUGUGUAUCUAAUGCUUCAUUUUUUUCUGAUUCCAUUACUUGCAUCAAAAGAUAAGGAAUUAAAUAAGCAUCCCAAAAUCAUUUUCUCCUUCCUGUCCAAUAGAAAUCUAAUUCCAUGUCAAAUUUCUAAUCUUUCCUUGGGGAAUUACAUGUAUAGUUUGUUUUUGCACCCGUGAGAGACAGAAAUGUUUGCUUUAAAAUGAAAUACUAUGCAUUCAUAGGAAAUGGAAUUAUUCAUCCAACCCAGCUGCAUUUGAAUGGAGUCUAAGCAUAUCUUCUGUCCUAAUAUUCACUUGUAUGUCUUCUUGUCAUGUGAAAUAAAACAUUUAGUGCUUUUA